Cryptomeria japonica (Japanese cedar) is the source of this 1415-nucleotide messenger RNA. RefSeq names its product truncated transcription factor CAULIFLOWER D. The record is from RefSeq and is a predicted model, not a curated record. Gene Ontology annotation, cellular component: nucleus. Gene Ontology annotation, biological process: positive regulation of transcription by RNA polymerase II. The transcript has 8 exons. Gene Ontology annotation, molecular function: protein dimerization activity; RNA polymerase II cis-regulatory region sequence-specific DNA binding; DNA-binding transcription factor activity, RNA polymerase II-specific. Lineage: Eukaryota; Viridiplantae; Streptophyta; Pinopsida; Cupressales; Cupressaceae. The coding region runs from base 309 to 944 and encodes 211 amino acids.
CUUUUUAUCUAAAAUUAGUACAAGAGUCCAAGAUUUACGUCAGAAACAGCAGUUACUGAGGUGACAUUUCCUCCGUCAAAAUGUGCAGGCUUUAAAUUUGAGUGAUGGAGGGUUAAAAAAGUACGAUGUUCACUUUAAUAAUACAAACGUGUGUAAAACUCUUCAUUUGGUGAUUUGAGUGGUGGAGAGCUUUUAUUUGUGUGAAGACUCUUUCUUGCAGCAUAGACUGUGAGUAUCGGCUAUUUAAUUAGGUUUUAGAAACUAGGAAAUCCACAUAGGUACCUAUAUGCAUUUACGAAUUGAAUAGAAUGGUGAGGGGAAAGGUGCAUCUGAAAAAGAUUCAAAACCCUGUAAAUCGUCGGGUUACAUUCUCCAAACGCAAGGGCGGACUGUUGAAGAAGGCGAAGGAGCUUUCUGUUCUCUGCGAUGCUGAAAUUGGCCUUAUCAUUUUUUCGCCGACGGGGAAGCUGUACGAGUUUGCAAAGCCCAGCAUGAACAGAAUAAUUGGGAAGUAUCAAAAUGGUUAUGCUUCUACAGAAGACAAACCAAAAAUACCAGAUAAUAUAGAGAUGCUACGUUUGGAAGUGGAGAACAUGCGGAAAAGGAUUACUUAUCUAGAAAAAACCUACAAAAAUAUGAUUGGUGAAGAUUUGAAAUCGUUAAAUUUUAAGGAGCUCCAAUGUCUUGAGAAGCAAAUGAGCUUGGGUGCCAAAAGGAUAGGGACAAAAAAGGAAAAAAUGUCACUAGAGCAUAUCCGGUCUCUAAAAAUGAAGGCAAAAUCACUUAUAGUGGAAAACGCUUAUAUGUUUAAAAAGAUUGGUAGAAGUCGCACGGCAUGGCACCUUAAUAAUGACACCGUGGAAGAAGUCAACUAUAAUUUGGAAACAGAUGCUGCAACUCAACAAGAUCUACCUCAAACUAAUCUCAAUCUCGCCCUCUCAUGAAUUCAAGGGGACUCUAUGGUCAAAGUGAUUUUUCUGCAACUUAUUUCAGGCACAGUGAAGUUCCAACAGUACAGUUUUCAAACAGAUUAUAUAUUAAGCAAUCAAGUAUUCCAUUAAUGUUCUUAGGUUCGCACCUCUCACUUUCUUUGUUUUCUAUGCUAUGAAUUGAGCUGGGCGCUCAAUCUUUUCACAUUAAUUUUAGCAAAUUGAAAAUAACUUCUAGAUUGAAAUAGUAUACAAGGGUAAAUUUCAGAGCGUAUUAUGGUUCUCUUUAAUGUAAAGGCCAGAAUCUGUAACCUGCAACAAACCAUAAUCCAUCAAAAUUUCCUUAAAUUGUUUUUCAUGGUUACAAAUUUUUAGCAGGUUGCAUCUCCCAAACAAAAUAUUUUAGAAGAACACUUGAAUCAAUAUUAGCUAUGCAAGGUAUGUAUUAUAGUGCCAUUUUCUGUACGCGCUGUUUUUCAAAUGCUU